Nanorana parkeri is the source of this 2541-nucleotide messenger RNA. It is a transcript of the gene TM9SF3, whose product is annotated as transmembrane 9 superfamily member 3. Gene Ontology annotation, cellular component: membrane. Gene Ontology annotation, biological process: protein localization to membrane. The transcript has 15 exons. Lineage: Eukaryota; Metazoa; Chordata; Amphibia; Anura; Dicroglossidae. Bases 203 to 1945 code for a protein of 580 amino acids. The record is from RefSeq and is a predicted model, not a curated record.
CCGUCCCCACACAGUGCACUUCCGGGAUGCUGGCAGGAGGUGAGGCACUUCCGGUUUGUAGCUCCGUGGCCGGAUGACGUGGCUGAGCGGCCGCUGAGGAGGCGGCGGGUGUCGGAGAACGGGCAGUGAGUUCAGCAGUGGAGGAGAACAGACGAGCCUCCGGGACAUAAAGCCGCUGAGUGUGCCGAGCCGUUGGGACAGGAUGAGGCCGCUCCAGCUGCUGCAGUUGUUGUGCGUGUUCGUACUGGGUGUGCGGGCGGAUGAACACGAGCACACGUAUCAGGAAAAAGAGGAGGUGGUUUUAUGGAUGAACACAGUAGGACCAUACCACAAUCGUCAAGAGACAUACAAAUACUUCUCCCUUCCCUUCUGUGUUGGAUUAAAGAAAAGUAUUAGCCACUAUCAUGAAACAUUAGGAGAAGCUCUGCAAGGAGUUGAAUUAGAAUUUAGCGGUUUAGAUAUUAAAUUUAGAGAUGAUGUCAUGCAGGCAACAUAUUGUGACAUAGAGUUGGACAAGGCAAAGAAAGAUGCAUUUGUUUACGCAAUAAAGAAUCACUACUGGUACCAGAUGUACAUAGAUGACUUACCAAUAUGGGGUAUUGUUGGAGAGGCUGAUGAAAAUGGAGAAGAUUAUUAUCUUUGGACAUAUAAAAAGCUUGAAAUUGGCUUUAACGGAAAUCGUAUUGUAGAUGUAAAUCUCACCAGUGAAGGCAAAGUGAAGCUUGUCCCCAAUACCAAGGUUCAAAUGUCUUACUCUGUUAAAUGGAAGAAAUCUGAUGUUCGGUUUGAAGAUCGAUUUGAUAAAUACCUUGACCCUUCAUUUUUCCAGCACAGGAUACACUGGUUUUCAAUCUUCAAUUCUUUCAUGAUGGUUAUAUUUUUGGUGGGAUUGGUAUCUAUGAUUCUUAUGAGAACCCUCAGGAAAGAUUAUGCCCGAUACAGCAAAGAGGAGGAAAUGGAUGACAUGGAUCGUGAUCUAGGGGAUGAGUAUGGCUGGAAACAGGUCCAUGGGGAUGUUUUCAGACCUUCCAGUCACCCUCUUAUGUUCUCCUCACUUAUCGGGUCAGGAUUUCAGAUCUUCUCAGUUUCUCUUAUCGUAAUUCUUGUGGCCAUGGUUGAAGACCUGUACACAGAGAGAGGAUCAAUGCUCAGUACUGCAAUAUUUGUUUAUGCUGCCACAUCCCCAGUCAAUGGUUACUUUGGAGGAAGUCUCUAUGCUAGACAAGGAGGUCGACGGUGGAUAAAGCAAAUGUUCAUUGGAGCUUUCCUAAUCCCAGCAAUGGUUUGUGGGACAGCAUUCUUCAUCAACUUCAUUGCCAUGUAUUAUCAUGCUUCCAGAGCAAUCCCGUUUGGAACAAUGGUUGCUGUAUGCUGCAUUUGUUUCUUUGUGAUCCUUCCAUUGAACCUAGUGGGAACAAUACUUGGUCGAAAUUUGGCAGGACAGCCCAACUUCCCCUGUCGUGUCAAUGCAGUUCCGCGACCCAUCCCAGAGAAAAAGUGGUUCAUGGAACCAGCUGUCAUUGUAUGCCUUGGUGGAAUACUACCAUUUGGAUCCAUUUUUAUUGAAAUGUAUUUCAUAUUUACCUCUUUCUGGGCAUACAAGAUCUACUAUGUAUAUGGCUUUAUGAUGUUGGUUUUGGUCAUCCUUUGCAUUGUGACUGUCUGCGUAACUAUUGUUUGUACAUACUUCCUUCUAAAUGCCGAGGAUUAUAGGUGGCAAUGGACAAGUUUUCUUUCGGCUGCUUCCACCGCAAUCUAUGUUUACAUGUACUCCUUUUACUACUACUUUUUCAAAACAAAAAUGUAUGGAUUGUUUCAAACAUCAUUUUACUUUGGAUAUAUGGCAGUUUUUAGUACCGCCUUGGGAAUUAUGUGUGGAGCGAUUGGUUACAUGGGAACAAGUGCCUUUGUCCGGAAAAUUUACACUAAUGUGAAAAUUGACUGAGAGAUCCAGCGGGAAUUGGAACUGUGGAUCAGUUACUACUUUUUUCCAGGGCUGGGGGUGAAACAUGCACAUUAGUGCCAGAAGAGAUUGGGUUUUAACACUGGGUACUGUGUUGGUCUCCGUUCUGUGGAUGGCUUAAAAUGGCAUCUCUUUCAUUGAUCCUAGUUUUCUUACAGACUGCUCUCUCCAACUGGUCACAGCAAAUGCUUGGAUUAUAUGCAGUAAGCAUUACUACAGUACAUGGCUGAUCUUCCCCAAAAAAAACAAAAAAGAAAAAAAAAAAAACUAGCUCAUAAAAGAUGAAUAGACUAGCUCUCUUCAGUGAAGAGGACACGCAGUUUAUUUAAAGCAUUUGUUCCAUUCAAUAAAUAAGAGGGAAUCUUGGCUGCUCAAACUAGUUGAUUAGUAGUCUUCUUGGUACCUUCUUAACACUCUAUAAGAUGGCUGUUCCAGGAAUCUUCCUUUUUUUUUUUCUUUCAUUUUUGUUGCCGCUUUAGAAAUGUCUGUUUUAUAUUUUGCCUGUGGGUUUCUUACCAGUUUGUGCCGUGCAGUAAACCUGCAACCAUUUCGUAUUCUCGAGGCAAGACAACUGAAAA